This is a messenger RNA of Oryza brachyantha (malo sina), 763 nucleotides long. RefSeq names its product embryo-specific protein ATS3B-like. The transcript is spliced from 2 exons. Gene Ontology annotation, molecular function: protein binding. The record is from RefSeq and is a predicted model, not a curated record. NCBI's taxonomy places the organism in Eukaryota, Viridiplantae, Streptophyta, Magnoliopsida, Poales, Poaceae. Bases 87 to 620 code for a protein of 177 amino acids.
CAUGAUUCGCCCUGCCACUCACCAUAGCUCCCCUCCACGCUAGCUUGCAGCGGUGUCGUCGCAGGCAGCUUGAAUCAGUAGCGGACAUGGUGUCCAUGGCGCCUUCCUCCUCCUCCUCCUCCACCCUGCUCCUCCUCGCCGCCGUCCUGCUUCUCCGCCCGCUCGCUGGAUGCCACGCCGCCACGGAUGCGGCGGCGGCGAGGCGGGAGUGCACGUACACGCUGCGGGUGAGGACGAGCUGCGCGUCGCCGGAGCGGACGGGGGACGCCGUCAGCGUCGCGUUCGGGGACGCGUACCGGAACGAGGCGUACGGCGCGCGGCUGCCGUCCUCCGGGGGCGGGGGCGCGCUCGACCGCUGCGCCGUCGACACGUUCCGGCUCGCCGGCCAGUGCGGGUACGGCGUCUGCUACCUCUACCUCCGCCGCUCCGGCCGCGACGGGUGGGCGCCGGACUGGGUGCAGGUGCUCGAGCCCGGCGCCGCCGCCGGGGAGAAGCCAUCCACCUUCUACUUCGGCUCGCCGCUGCCGGACGGCGUCUGGUACGGCCACAACCGCUGCCCCAAGGCCUCGCCGGCGAUGGCGGCGCGCCGGACGAACACCUCUGCCUCUCCUCUAGGCUAGCUGCUCGGCAAUGUACUACGGAUUUGUGAAUUUUCUGAAUUCUGAUACACCCAAUCCAUGAUCCAUCACCCCAGAACAAUCACCCUCGUGUAUGUGAAAUAAAUUAAUCAGAAAUAAGAGUUUUUCGAUGGCGUAUUUCAUUA